AUGGGAGACGUGACACGGAGUAGUUCAAGUGCCGAGUCUGCUCAUGACCAGUACGAAUUGAACGGGGAACAAGGAAACCCUGCACAAAUGGGCUCUCAUCAGCGGACCCUAGCUACCGUCAGUAGCUCUGAGUCAUCACUGAUGCUUCAGUUUCGAGCGAAAAAAGACAACAAUUGUUGUAAGAAUACGGGCGGCGCAGAACGGAGCGGCGCUGAAACUUUCGUCUGGGAGAAUGGGCAAUUUUGCGAGUUUUUGUCCCACGGGGGCGGCCAUAUUCCUUGUCUUGUCUUCACUCAGGUGCGCAGGACGGAGCCAGGAGUUCUGGAAAUCUUUCUUUGUUUUGUGUGGCCCCUGGUCUGUGUCUGGAUCAGGAUGAGAGCGCGUGUUGACGUCGGUGCAGACGUUGAAUCUGGAGAACUGGGUCCCAAUGGGGUUCAUGACAACAAAGGAUCGGUACAGGAUGACGGCGCUAGUGCAUCGAGCUUCAAGACUGCUAGGGAGUGA
Molecule: messenger RNA, 504 nt
Organism: Notodromas monacha
Lineage: Eukaryota; Metazoa; Arthropoda; Ostracoda; Podocopida; Cyprididae
Source: the annotation of a GenBank genome assembly